UUAAAUUUUUUUAACGUGAAAAUGGAUCAACCUAAAAAAACAACUCAUCGCUUCCCAUCAAAAAAAUUAUCAGUUAAAAAAUCGCUGAGUUCUCGAGUGAUGAAUAUUCUAGGAAUUCGUGCCAAAACUAAUUCCAACCCAGAUGUCGUAGAACCUGUUGUGGAAUCUUUUUCCUUAGGUGCUGGCAAUCAACCACCAUGCUCAUCGAGGGAAACAAUUAGCAAAAUGGUGGAUUUGAGGGAUAAUGAAACUAAUGAUUGGGGUACUGAAAAAGUUUUACAUAACUUGACAUUUGAUGAAUUUAUAUGUAGUAAUCAAGAAUCCAAGUAUGAUUUUUAAUUUAAAAUUUGAUUGAAUAUAUGAGUCUACUAAUUCGCGAAUUUGUUAUUAUUUUUGAAAAACCAGCGUAUUUCAUCCGUUUCGAAUAUUGGUUAUAACAGUUUUAAAAAUUAAAUAUUAUUAUUAAAAUGUUAUAACAGACCAUGCGAUGUAAAUGAAAGUUCGGGAAGACGAAUAGUGGAUAUACUUCCAACAGGUACAAAACUUAAGUUAUCAGACAAUUACGGCAUUGAUGCUUUUAAAGGUGAAACUAUCUGGUCAAACAAUAACAUAAACUGUGAAGAACACGAUAUCAGUGUCCUAUAUAAUGGACCAGCGUCAUUAAUUA
Melanaphis sacchari is the source of this 667-nucleotide messenger RNA. RefSeq lists its product as uncharacterized. The record is from RefSeq and is a predicted model, not a curated record. The transcript has 3 exons. Lineage: Eukaryota; Metazoa; Arthropoda; Insecta; Hemiptera; Aphididae. The coding region runs from base 22 to 339 and encodes 105 amino acids.